AUGUUUCGCCGGAUGCAAUUAGCAGAGCAAGCUGCCCUCAAGCAAGCUCGCAACCCUCUGCAGAAGACAUUGAUCUUUCAUGCUAGGGCAGUAGCUCUGCAGGCAGUUUCUCCAGAUGCCACCUACAAGGAUUGCUUCCUGCAAGCAUGUGAUGAGUACAAUUCCUUCGGGACUGCAGCCAGCAACAAGAAGAUCCAGAUAGAAAAGACCUUGGCCUUGAAGCUAUAUGGUCUGAAGGUGGGGCUGGCCGAUGCGGUUUGGCAAGCGAUCGAGCGGCAUUUGCAUGUGUUUCGCAUUGAGAGAUCAGGAGAGGGAACACCAGAACAGAUCCUCACCCCUGCAGCCUUUGGACGUGAACAUCUUCUCUCGGAACGCUGGCUUCUUGGCAGUUCCAGCAAGGGCGCCGAUGGGAUUUGGCACAAUGUGCUGGAGGUGCAGCCUGGGAAGCAGGAACUGUUCAUGGCCAGGAUCCUCUUCCUCCACAAGCUUGCUGUUGGUAGAGUGUCUGUCCAAGCCACAUCUGCAUUGCGGCUUUCCAGUGAGGCGUGGGAGACCGAAGUGGAGCUGGCUUGCUUGGGCUACCAUUGUUUGGAGGCAAUGCGCAACGCCAAGGAUUCCAAUGGAGAUGCCCUCUUUGCCCAGGACCUUCUCGACGCUUGCAGGGGUCGCUACCUCGAAGGGGAUUUCACCAGUGACCUCUCGACCCAUUUGGCUUCGGCGGAUCCUUCUUUUGAGGCAUCGGCGACCCUCAUGUGGAUUGAAAACAGCCCUGAGAAAAAGCAGGCGGACACCGCUUUGGGGGCAGCUGACCAGAAGAUUGCCGACUUGGGGACGGAGCGGUCUGAUGCAGCAUGGCAGGCUGACAAUUUGAAGUUGGCGAAGGAUGCUGCAAUGUGUGCCAAGUUGCUUCAGGCUGCCUCCUCCAAUGAAAAGACCGACCGCCUUGCGAAGAUCACUCACAUCAAGGAACAGAACCGCAUCGGCGCUUCCAUCAUCACAAAGUUCUCGCAGAAACAUUGUCGUCAUGUUGCUCUGGCUUCUGGGGAUGCGGAAGGACACCUCUCCGAGGCCUGUCGUUUGAAAAACGGUCCUUGGAGACUUGACUUGUCCAGCGGUUGCGGCGGUGUGGUCCUGAUUUGGGUUGACAUGAUGAAAAUGGGACGGAUCCAGAACAAACAGCUGGAUGAUGUGGUGACUCGCAUCAAAAAGUUGCUGGCCCGCAAAUCCUCUCACACCAUGGCUUUUGUGCUUUCGCCGCUCCUAGCAUCGGCAAAGACUUUGAAUUCCGCAUUGCGAGGAGGACGAGGAGGAAGUAAGGACCGGAGCAGGAGAAGGAGGAGGAGGAAGAAGGAAAAGGAGAAGGAGAAGGAGAAGGAGAAGGAAAAGGAAGAGGAGGAGAAGGAGAAGGAGAAGGAGAAGGAGAAGGAGAAGGAGAAGGAGAAGGAGGAGAAGGAGAAGGAGAAGGAGAAGGAGAAGGAGAAGGAGAAGAAGGAGAAGGAGAAGGAGAGGAAGGAGAAGGAGAAGGAGAAGAAGGAGAAGGAGAAGGAGAAGGAGGAGAAGGAGAAUGAGAAGGAGAAGAAGGAGAAGGAGAAGGAGAAGGAGAAGAAGGAGAAGGAGAAGGAGGAGAAGGAGAAUGAGAAGGAGAAGAAGGAGAAGGAGAAGGAGAAGAAGGAGAAGGAGAAGGAGAAUGAGAAGGAGAAGGAGAAGGAGAAGGAGAGGGAAGGUUGGUGCGUGUUUUGCGAUGGGUCGGUGGACGACAAUGUGUGGUCCUCCUGUCAGCUCAUGCUGGACAGGACGACACGAGAAAAUGCCAGCUUCGCACCUGAGUCGCAAUACAUUGUCCCCACAACUGGCAAAGACUCGCUUCCCUUGGCUGCUGAAUCGAGGUCGCUCAGUGACGUCCAGGAAAGUGCCCAGAUGCUGGCGGGGUCAGAAUUUCCAACCAUGGUCCUGCAAGCAUGCCUGCAAGGUUUGGAAGGCCAAUCCAGGACUGUUGGUGUCGUCAACCUCACGCCCUAUGACGCCCACUUGGAAAGGGUUUGCCUGCAUUGGCAAUUGCGUCAUGGUUUGGACAGCCCGAAGAUCGACACCUUGUCAGUAAGUGAUCAGAAUGAGGAAGUGCUUUUCAGCGAGCGUUUUCUUGCCCAGCAAAUGAUGAAGGACUUUCUGAAGCCUAAUGACUGGGGAAUCAUGAUUAGCAGUCGUAGCAUACCCUCACGAAUGUGUUGGAGAACUGUCGUUUUGUUGUUUUUUUCGGUGCAGGAAUGGAAAGCUGGCUCGCCGCUUUUCGAGGGCUAUCCCAAGUACGCCCCAGACUUUCAGCAGAACACCACAGUCGACUUGAAGGACUAUCCCCUUCGGCUUGCCCAGGUGACCCACGAUCCAUCCAAGAAGGGGGUGAAGCAGUACUCUUUCAGUUUGCCUCCCUCUGUACGUGCUCUCUACAGCCGAGACUCCAUCAGAGCAGAAGACUGGAAGCAACUGAUCCUAGACUUCGACGCCAAGUCCUUUAGCUGGUUCCAGAUCUCUGCGGUUGAAGAAGCCGCGCUUGUUCCACUUGUUCCUGUGGAGGAUGUGCAGCCUUGGCAGAACGAGCCAAGCUGUCUUGAGGAGAUGUUGGACCGUUACAUCGUCGAGAACAAGAUGCCUGCGUCUGUCGCUGGGGGCAUGCUCUACCUCACCAAAGCGGCAACCCGCGCCGGAGAGUUGGUGGAUGUGGUCCCAGACCAAAAGCACAAGUUGUCACUUUGCCGCAGCAGUUCCUCAGCUUGCUUGCCUCCUCCGGAUCUCUCGCCUUUGCCUCUCAACUCCUCGAACAAGGGCAACCCACCUUUGAACGAAGAUUGCAAAAAGGCCUUGGCCGAUGACUUGGAGAAGGCCCGCGACAAGCUCAAGGGUGACAAGAGUGCAGCCAAAGAGGCAGUGAAGUCUCUCCGUGCAGGACUCAGCAAAUCAGGAAAGACUGCAGCAAAGGAUGACGAAGCUGGUCGUGGACGAGGGCGCGGCCGAGGCAAAGGCCGCGGCCGCGGACGUGCCUCUGCGUCCAAGGCAAAGAAGGAGUAUGACGAUGAGUUGUCCGAGGCUUCUGCAAUCAGUUCAGAAACCAAGAAGCUUCAUGGGGAAGUGGCCCACAUCCAGGAUGUGGAGGACUUGGGUGAAGGAGAAGGCAAUGAGUCUGAGUUGGGCUCCGGCGAAGAGGCGGAAAUGGGUGAAGAUUCAUUCUCCGAUGCUCCGACAGAAAUCAUGGGCUAUCCGACGCCAAGGCCAAAGGCAGCCGCGUCGAAGCCCAAGGCCAAGAAGCCUGGGAAGACUGCCGCCGAGAAGGCGAAGGCCGCAGCUGCUGCCAAAAAGAAGGCCACCAGGAAAGCUGCUCACAAGGCUCGCAUUGAGAAGAUCAAUGCGAAGGCAGCAGCUACAAGUGCAGCUUUGAAGGAGAAGUAUGAGAAGAAAGGCAAGACGAAGAAGACCAGAAAGCAGGAAGACAAGCAGGAUAAGGAUCCGGCGGAGGACAAGAAGGCCAGCUUGAACCCCUGGGGUGCCAACUUGCGAGAAGAGAUGCACAAAUAUGUGAAGAAGGAAUCCCAACGGUUGGUUGGCGAGGGAAUGGAGAAGAGGGCCGCUCGCACUGCUGCUAUGAAGUCGUGGAAGUCCCACCCGAUCCGCACGGAUGCUUACAACAAGAUGAGCAAGUCUGACAGGGCCAGACGCCGAAUGAAACUUUGA
Molecule: messenger RNA, 3723 nt
Organism: Cladocopium goreaui
Lineage: Eukaryota; Dinophyceae; Suessiales; Symbiodiniaceae
Source: the annotation of a GenBank genome assembly